This is a messenger RNA of Boleophthalmus pectinirostris (great blue-spotted mudskipper), 1532 nucleotides long. Its product is annotated as thrombomodulin-like. The transcript has a single exon. Gene Ontology annotation, cellular component: extracellular matrix; membrane; external side of plasma membrane. The record is from RefSeq and is a predicted model, not a curated record. Lineage: Eukaryota; Metazoa; Chordata; Actinopteri; Gobiiformes; Gobiidae. The coding region runs from base 80 to 1192 and encodes 370 amino acids. Gene Ontology annotation, molecular function: extracellular matrix binding; transmembrane signaling receptor activity; calcium ion binding. Gene Ontology annotation, biological process: cell migration.
UAGGCAGCCUUGAGCUCUAAUGUUUUUCCCAACUCUGAACAGCUAAACAAUUUAAUAUGAUCUACUACUGCAUUACAACAUGGCCUAUCUUCUGUGGCACUCACUCAUACUGAAAGGAAUAGCAAUGACUUUUUGGUUGGCUUUCCUUUCUACUGCCAUUGAGAAGACUGAUUGCUGUAGACCCCACUGCACUGGAAGCUAUUGUGUAACCGUGCACAGAGUCAAAGUGGAUUUUGAGACAGCUGAUGAAAUUUGCCGGAGGAGCGAAGGGGAGCUGCUCUCACUUGUGGCAAAUGACGACAUCUUACACACGCUGGAUUAUGGAGGCUACGGCAACUUCUGGAUUGGGUUAAGUUUACCAGACGGAACAUGCAGUGACCUUUCUGCUCCGCUGAGAGGUUACAGAUGGGCAAGCAGCAGUCAGACUUCAAAUGUGUCGUUCAACUUCUGGGGAGAUAACGUCCAGCUGUGCUCUCCACGCUGUGUGUCAACAUCCCCCGACCUAAAGUGGACAGAGAGACCGUGCUUGGAGGAAAUAGAUGGAUUUUUGUGCAAGACUGACCACGAGCAUGCAUGCCAAAUCCAAGAAUUACAAGAUUAUUUUCGAAGCGCCAGUGGUUGCUCAGAUGGCCCUUGUGAGCACAACUGUCAUGUGGUGAAAGAUGGAUACAGAUGUUCUUGUUAUGAAGGUUAUGCACCAGACCCUGAAGAUCCAAGAAGAUGCAAACUCCACUGCACUCAACAGAAAUGUCCUACUGUGUGUGACGAAAUGGAUAGGUCGAUUUGCUCCUGUCCUGUUGGGUAUAUAAAGAAUGAACACGUAUGCGAGGAUAUAGAUGAAUGUGAGAUGGAGCAGUGUGCACAGAAGUGUAAAAACUCAUAUGGGAGUUUUAAGUGCUCAUGUUAUAAAGGAUUUGUUCUUCAGGAUCAAGUUAAAUGUGUACCCACUACAAAUGACAGUGGAUAUGUGGACUUUACUACGCCAAUAGUUCCAGAGCCUAAAAAUAGUACACUGAAGGUUUCCUCUCUGUCCAGGGGAGGGUUUAUCUGGCUGUGGAUCUUCAUAGUCCUGUUAGUGAUUGCUUCUGUAUGUGUGGUCAGGUGGUAUGCCCUCAAGAGGCAGAGGAGGGCACAACAAAACUCCACACAAGUGACAGUCACUAAGGAGAUCAAUACUCAAUGUCAAAACUAAUGUAAAAAGCUAUUUUUACUGGACUGUUGCAAUAAGAUGACUCAUUCUGCACUGAUAUCAAACACUAUGCAAUGUAGCCUUGUGAAAUUGUUAAAUAAAAACACACUGAUUAUUUCUUUUGCACACUUGCCAGUAUCACUCUGCACAUAAUGUUGAUGAAGAAACAUCACUUAAUCUAAAUUCAUAGCCUCCUCAUCAAAGAGCCCAUAUUACAUUGAUCCCCCUUGUAAUGUCAUGUAGUAAUACAGAAAGUGCUCCAGUGUGUUUUUAAAAGCUACACAUCUUCUCUAGAAUCAUUUGGCUUAUUUCAGCGCUGGAAUUUCCCAUUUCUAAUGAACAG